This is a messenger RNA of Oncorhynchus gorbuscha (pink salmon), 8753 nucleotides long. RefSeq lists its product as uncharacterized. NCBI's taxonomy places the organism in Eukaryota, Metazoa, Chordata, Actinopteri, Salmoniformes, Salmonidae. Gene Ontology annotation, biological process: canonical NF-kappaB signal transduction. The transcript is spliced from 4 exons. The coding region runs from base 490 to 1215 and encodes 241 amino acids. The record is from RefSeq and is a predicted model, not a curated record.
UGGUUCAAAUUAGGUUACGGUAAGAGUCAGUUUUACAUGGGUAUCCUGAUCGAGAUUCCCUAAAAACACACCUCUUGCAUACAACUACGACCGGAAGUGGCUUUUUUUCGUAGCAGGUUUGGGGAAUUUACGCAGCAGGUUAGGAUAAUUCGAUUCCUAACCUGCUAUAAAAAGUAACUAUAUCGAAGUUGCGUGUCCUUAUCUUAUACUCUGCCUUUUCCCUGCAAUAACUCAACUUCUCUGUUGUGCGCCUCUCAUUGAAAGUUCAACAAUGAUCCGGUUAAUGGUAUUCACAAGAACUGUUUACGAAGAACAACUUUUCCUGUUCCUGUUUCGGGGUUGAUUUUGUUUCACUGGUAGGCUACAAUCAACAUUCGGACAAGUCCUCUGCCUCUUCUCAAGAUAUGAAAGCGUGUUCAACGUGAUUUCCCGUUGUGUCAUUGAGAAAGACCACUCGUAUGAACGUGAUCAUUUUUCACGUACAUUGUAAUGUACGGGUCUCUUUUUCACUGGCUUUGUGAAGAUCCCUAUGCUGCUGAGAUGGAGGAGGCGUACACAGAGCUGUACAGGGAGUUCCUCCGACUGCGCUCGCUAUGUCUGAAGCAGGCUGCUCUACUCCAGCAACUCACAGAGACACUGAGGAGACAGCGAGGAGAAGCCCCUGUUCCUGAUGGACAACUCAGCGUAAUGGCACCAAUCCCAGUCCAGUGCACCCAGGGUGGCCUGGGGUCUCUCCCUGCACGGCCAGAAACCCCAAUGGUACCAACACACAACCCUGCUGCACACCGUGGCGGUAUAGUCCUAUCUGGGGCUUUUGGCUCACUCUCUGAUCUCCUGGAGGGGGAUUUGGGCAGACUACGGCUGGACUUUGCUCAUCCAGGGACAGAAAGGAAUGCGGUCCUCAAAGCCGCUCCCCUCAGGCCUCUGGAUCUACCUGGGGGUAAUAAUGGAGAGGUGGCACCCUCCAGUGUCUCUGGGGACUCGAAGCAAGCAGGUCGAUUUUGGGUUGAUGAUACGACCCGACAAAUGUUCCGGAUGCCCUCGGCUUGUGGCUCCUUCUUGGACAGUGAAUUCCUGAGCCAGACCGGGGGAAUGAUGCUGAUGUCAGAGGUGGCAAUGCAGUCUCAGGUGUGUGACUUCUGCAAUGCUGUGUUCCCUGGCUACACCACCACCAGGGGAGACUUCCUGCGCCACCUCCACACACACAUCAGCUAAAACUCUGGUUCCAUGUUGAUUCAACAUCAUUGCAUAGAUUUUUGGGGGUUGAAAUGACAUGGAAACAAUGUUGAUUCAACAAGUUUUUUCCCCAGAGGGUUAUUUUGUUGCCACAGUGAUCAGUAAUUUGCGCCAUGGGCCCUGGUCAAAAGUAGUACACUAUAUCAUAGGGUGCUAUUUGGGAUGCAGCCUUGGUCUUUAACAAUCAAAGCAGCGACGCAAAAGCACACAGCAGAACUCCUCAACGAGCCACCAGAUUGUCAGCUAUAUCUCGCUAUAUUUAGUCUGCUCUCAUCAUGGUGGUGGGGGGGGUGCACUCACAUGGAGUGAAAAGAGGUUGACAUCACAGAUACAGGUGAGUCAUGCAAGCAUCGUUUGUACAGGAUUAGCACUCAGCACAGAACUGGAAGGAACAAACAACUUGACGGCGGUGAUGGUGGUGGUGAUAUUGGGGGAAGAGUGGGAAUGUCUGUUUGGACUUAGUGCUUUUCUAUUAGUUCCCUAAUUGCUGGCAGCAUCUGAAUGACGAAGGCUUAUUCAGCCUUAUCGUACAUUUGACUCUCAUGCUCCGUCAAAAGGAGUGCAACAAAUGGGGCCACAAGAUUAAAACAAUAAAAUAACGUUUAUUGAGAUUUAACAAAAUAAAUAAUCUUCUGUUCAACAUAACAAACUGAGGUUGUUUAAUGCUUGUGAGGCAGGAGGUUACAGUUUAGGUACCUCAUGGUAAUAAUAUGUGCAUCCCAAAUUGCAUUAUAUUUCCUCUAUAGAGCACCACCUUUAACCAGAGCCAUAUGGGCCCUGGUCAAAAGUAGUUCAUUAUAUAGGAUAUUGGGAUGCAGAAAAUGAAAUGUCCUUGAUUCAUCCUGAUUUCCUAAUCAUCCAAACACCUUUUCAACAUUCAUACCCAGUAACAUCUGAUGUUUUCUUAAUUAAAAAAAAAACAGUUAAAUUAUCCCAAACUCCAUUGUCAAAGAAUUUAGUGUUUAAUAUGACAAACAUACUGUAUAAAAAAAAAAAACAUUGGGAGAUGAUCAUUCGUCAUUGUUAUCCAAGUAAUUGCCUCAAGUAAGAGUUAUGCAAAUGGUUGUUGCUUGUAAAUUAUUGUUGCUUGUUUAAGCCUAAAGUUAAAUCAAAGAAUGUUGAGUUCACCAAUAAAUCUAAUCUAAGGGCUCAAUAAUAUUAACAUAUUAACAUCCAAACCCACCUCUCCAAAAGAACAGUCUCAGUGGGUGUAAGUGACACUUGCUGCAGUAUUGGGAGGAAAAGGCCUCUGAACCUGAUUAUCGUCUCUGUACACAUAUUUCUGUUUAUCAUCUAACUAUCAAACGGUCAACACUCGAACGAGUGGCACUUUGCAAUCCAAGCUUUAACGGCAGUGUCAUUACAGAUACUUAUCCUCAUCACAAGUCCUUUCUCAGUUACAACCUUGUAUCAACAGAACAUAAAUAGCACCAAAAGUUAGUCAUGAUAUCAACAUUUUGCAUCCAUUGUCCCGGGGGAGGAGGGGAUUAUGUUCAUAGGGGACAAACUGAGACAUUGUCACAUUAUGUGACAAACCUCCCACAGUUGUAUAAGUGUUACAGUAGUCCUGUGGAGAUGUGGCUAAUGCUGUUUGGAGGGUUUGGGCACACUAUAUACAGAGGUAAAGUUGUAGAGCACCGGUUUCUCAAUUUCAGUACUGGAGGGCUGUAGUAUUUGCAGGUUUAGGAUGUGUUGCCUCUGCCUGAACCACCCGAUUCAGCCAAUUGUGGGUUCUGCCCAAAUCACACCUUAUUCCCUAUAUCAUGCACAGCUUUUGACCAGGGUUCUGAUGAAAAGUAGGGCACUAUGUAGGGUACCAUUUAGGAUGUAGAUUUGAUAUAGAUUGGAAAGAUGUAUUCCCCGUCCCCUCCCCCAUCCCUGUACUACUACUGUUAGUGGUUUAAGUACAGAUGGAAAGCCUGCUGAGUUUGGCCCUCCAGGAUUUAAGGUGAUGAGAAGCAGGGUUGUUGAUGGGUUCUCAGGAUGAUGAGUUGUUGGUUUCACUACUUUCCCCCUUGGUCCGAGUCAUCUUUGGUGCUGCCAGGGCUGCUGCUCCUGCACACUGCUACUGAGCUCCUCCUCUCCGCCUUAGCCUCAAAGUCUGGAAGAGGAAAGAUGAGGGCUGUUAGCCUAUAUGCCCGACUGAGACAAUAUAAUGACAAUACAUUAUUACUCCCCCUGAACCUUUGAGUGCUUGCUAUGGUCAACUGUACACCAAUUAAUGCAUAUUAGAUUGGUUAGGGUCAUAACUUUUACGAGUACUUCACUUACUCAAAGUAAUAAAACUGGAAAUACAACAACACUAUUCAACUAUGGUAGCAAACUUUAAUAUUUGAAAUGGAAUAUUAAAUGUCAAGUGUUUUGUCUGACAGAAUGAGAGCCCACCUACAGGCUAAUAGGAUAACACUGUAGAGGGCAUAGGUGCAGUUAAAGUUUGGUCAGAGGAGACAGGUCGUGUUGAGUGAGUGAAACAGAAAAGGAGAAGGAAACCAAGGUGAGUGAUAAGAACAAAGGACGACGGUGGGGAAGUGAGAGGGAGACCGACGUCAUAGAGAGAUGAAAUGGUUGUUUUUCCCCCUCUGCUUACUUCUUAAGUAGAGGGAGAGGGAGAAAAAAAGCCUGUGCCAUUUCCCUGCCCACAGGUUUUUAUUUUUGUUCUCUGUCGCUCGGUGAGUCAAUGCAACGCCCCUCCAAUUACAGCCCACUCCUUCGCCCCCUCUCUCCAUCCAUCCCGCCCUUCAGCCCACAUGCCUAACACUGACGUCAGCCGAGGGGGGGGGUCUGUUUCUACCACCCCACAGCACUUCCUCUGCCACUCCCGCUAUCAUUCUCUCUUCCUCCCACUCAAUCUCCCUGUAUCUUUUCCACCCUGCCUACUGUGACAGCCUAGUGCUAGGGCACAGUAGUUUUAUUAACAUCUGAAUGGCUGUACCUUUAACAUUUUAAUGAUGCGUGAUAAGGUGUGACAGGAAAGGGUUAAGUACAAUAAUUUGAUGUGUCAUCAGUUAUUUACAUACGCUACUCGACCUCAUGGCAAUUUGACUGUAUUGACAUCCAUGUCAAUUUUCAGUAUGGUUUGUAGCUGAUAGGCUACCUCCUCGCCUCUCUAUCCCCCAACUAAUUUUCCUUCUUUCUCUCUUCUCCAGUCCCAGCUAGUUAGAACUCAGACCUGGCUAGUGGGAGGAAUCACAAUAGAGAUUCUGACUCACUUGGGUUCAAACCGAAGAUCCUUGAAACAGUCUUUAAAUGACUGUAGCAAAACUCUCUGGCCUUUUAGCCCUACCUCAGUUUCUACUUGUUAUCAAUGUAAACGAUACUGGCUACAGGGACAGUAUGUUAAAGUGAUAGUUCACUUCAAAAUUUAAGUUUGUUAAAAAGAUUCAGGCCUCGAAAGUGGUUUAAUAUCAGGAUGAGUCAAUGUCCCACGCCAUCUGUUGCGUAGCUCUAGUGAGAUUUGGCUGUAUGUCUCAAUCUCAAAUUAAUGGUUAAGAUAGGCACCGUUUAAAAACAAUGAAAUGAGACGGUGCGUAUAUCCUAUUCAUUUGAGAUUGAGACGUAGCCGAAUCUACACAAAAAAAUGUGAGACAGCGUCAUCUCAACAUCACAAAAACCUUUUAGUCUUAAUUUUUCAGGCCUAUCACUUUAAGAGUGUUAGUAUGAUAACUCUUGGAUGAUAAUGUUUGUAAGCCAUUAUUCAGAAAGUCACCUGUGGUGUGUGUCCCCUCUGACCUAAGGCUGACCUUGCCAGCACGGUCAUGUGACACCAUCCUAGCCAAUCGCAGCCCCUCAUCCAUGAGCGUUUGUUGCAUGAGUUGGCGAUUCCAGUUGGCAGGUAUGGAGGUGUCGGUGGGGGGGCGGGGUGAUGGAGAUUGGUUGCACUGUGAGCCUACGUCUAAGACAGACAAGGUUAGGUGUGAAUGCCAUUUUGAACCAAUCAAAUAUAGGUGCUUCUUGACAAGGCUGACUUUGCGUCCCAAAUGGCACCCAAUUCCCCAUAGACCAAAACCGACACGUGUGCAACUAUGGGGCAAAAAAAAAUGGGGUUGGCAUAGAUUGUUGACAAAAUGUAAAUACAUUUUAGUCUCCAAAUGUUUAUUAAAAACAAAUUAAUUUGCACAAUGAGCACUUGUCUCUCAAAUACAUAGUUAGUUGUUGAUUCGCUAGCUAGCGAAUUUUAGCUAUAUUAGCAUAGACAUGAGUCAAAACGCCUCAAAAUAAUACACGGUAUCAAUAACAAGAUACAUAGAGCUGAAACAAGCCACUUACAAUUCUCCAUAUGGCAGCUUCUUGUCAUUGUUGCUAGUUAUUUGACUGUUCAGAAUCAUAACACCACAUGGCCUUCUGCCUCAUCGAUGCGCACAUUUUUUGUGACGAUGUCAGCCAACCUAUUGGGCUACGGUCAAAAAUAAUACACUAUAUAGGGAAUAGGUUGCCAUUUGGGACACAGCCUGACACUACAGAAAACAUGAACUAUUUGGGCUUGAUUAUAAAUGGUGCUUUAAAGUCAGUGGGGCUCUGACAUUUACAGAAACACAUAAAGAAUGUCUGGGAAUGGAAUGUGAUUAAGUGACACUGUACAAGAUCAGUGCUAAAUGUGUUCAACAAUUACUGUAUAUAGUGUACAUGCUAGACUUACUUGACUUAAGCUGAUAUAUAGGCUAGUGUUACUAAGAAAUAAUAUUUGGAUCUGGACACCGUACAUACCUUGUGUUAGGCUGUCCAGACUCUCUCCUGAUAGGCUGUCCUCGUCAGCCCUCUGGGACAUGCCCUCUGACCCCUCAACACCAUGGAGGGAAGACACACACUCUGACACUAUCACCUGAAACACACACACUUAACCAUUAAAUACACAAAACAUCUCAAACACACACUUCCACACUCACCUGAAACACACACCAAAACGUAAUAUUGUGUGUCUUACAAUGCAAUUACUACUGAAAAGUACCUAUGGUAUAAAUUGAUUUAUGAACUGGGUGGGUGGUUCGAGCCCUGAAUGUUGAUUUGCUGACAGCUGUGGUAUAUCAGACAGUAUAACAUGGGUAUGACAAAACAUUUAUUUUUACUGCUCUAAUUACGUUGGUAACCAGUUUAUAAUAGCAAUAAAGCAUCUCGGGGGUUUGUGAUAUAUGGCCAUUAAACCACGGUUAAGGGCUGUGUCCAGGCACUUCGCUUUGUGUCAUGCCUAAGAAAGCCCUUAGCCAUGGUAUAUUGGCCAUAUAACACACCUCCUCGGGCCUUAUUGCUAAAAUAUUGUAAAGGACUAAUUUAAUUGUAGCCAUGGUAUAAAUUACAGGAUAUAAAUUAUUGCAAUUUAUUGCCAUUACAGCUCAUUCAUUGUCUAUCAAUGCCGUAUCCAAUACAUUACCAAUAUUAUGUUGACAAAACAGCUUGUGUACACCCACAAUAACACAUUUAAACAAGAGUGAGAGAGUUUGGUAUAGUUUUAUUCUUUUCUGUUAGGGGUUCAGAGACUUAAGCCCACUCACCUCAUUUUUUAUUCUCUUUUGGGAUGGUAAGCUGCAGUCAUCUGCACCUGAUCUGUAAUAAGAGAAGGUAUAAUAAAGUAAGAAGGCAGUAAAAGAAUAGCAAACCUCUUGUGCAAACUCCAGGAUUCAGUUGGUCCUGCUUUGUUCAUUAGCAAGUAGUAGCUCACUAUAUCCAAUUACAAUAUAAAAACUGAUGUCGAGUAACCAAACCUCGAGGCUAUUUGUGACUAAAAGUAAACACAUACAUUAUUCAUUGAGUUUGAAAGAUAUGUUUUUGUUAUUGAUUAUAUGAGAAGCUUGAGUAUUUGAAUGUGCUUUCAUUGUGUUGGUUACACAGUAUGACUUUGUUUUUAAGCUGAUGCACUGACUGCAGUGCUGUCUGACUAAUAGCAUGACCUUGGCUAGGCUUAGCUAUGUGUACUGUGGGAGUUCCCAGCUUUCCCUCUGUUCUAUACGCCCACCUCACUUCGCCCCUAUGCUGCCUGCAACCACAUAGUAGUUUCUCUACGAUCAUAUCUUGUUGAGAAAAGGAAUCAUUUAUGCUCAAGGCAAAGCAGAGCAUAACAUUUUAAUUUCUAAUAUCGUAACUAUUUGGGUUUCUUUCUGCAUCCCAAAUGGCACCCUAUUCCCUAUGUAGUGCACUACUUUUGACCAGGGCCCAUAGGGGAUAAAACUUAGUUAUAGAGGAAGAGACAGGGGUGGGAUGGUCAUCAGAUUGGGGUAGGGAAGACCUUAAACUGCGCAGGCUCGUGCCCUUACCUGGCAUGCUUGAGUGUGGAGGUGUAGGCACAUUCUCUCGCCACCUGUCUAGCCAAUGAGAAGAGCUCUACCCGUCUAAGAAGCAGAGCGUUGUCACGCAUACAGAACUGUGCAGCCGCUUCAUUGAUGAUCAGCUGAACAUGAGGAGGACAUAAAAUAAGGGGAAAGAGAAUGUUAGAAUGAUAUGAACAGCAUGAUAAAAAGAAGACACGGCUCAAGCCUCACACAUACCUGUACACAGAGACCUCUAAUAGUAGAAACACUGAUGCCCUUACCUCGUGAUGUGUGAGCUGCUUGCCCUCCCUCCUCUUGGAGUCGAAGCGGCCGUAGAUGAGGCUGUACUUACGGAUCUCCUCCUCUUUGGCCACAUCCUGGGGUGCCAUCUUGAAGAUGUGGCCCACAGUCUUGGCCAUCUUCUUGUUCAUCCUCAGCAGUGUCUUCACCUCUCUGGGGUCUGACCUGGGUAGGGUCCUCAGGAGCCUGUCCACGCUCUCCCCAACUGCCUGCGCCGUCUCCCCAUCCAGCUGGCCCCCGGGCCAGGCCGAGAGGGCUGCCGGGGAGAGAGAUGAGGAGGAGGCCGGGGGCGUGGAGGGACCUGGGGGACGAGGGGGGAGCAGAGGUGGGCUGGGCUGCUCCUCGUCCACCCCUGAGGCUGAGGCGCUGUUCCCGUCCUGUUCAGGGCUGAGCCAGUGGGGGUCCAUUGGGGACAGCUUGUCCCUGUAGUGUGUGUCCUGGGGCUGCGGUGAGGCCUGGGAGCAGGGGCUUCUGGGGCUCCCACUGUGCAUAGGGGUGAGGCAUGCCCUGUCCUCUCUGUCACACGGUGACCCCGGCUGCCCGUUGCUCAGGGACUUCCUGAGUCCUCCGGCAGCAGUCCCGCUAGCACCCGUCCCAUCAACCUUGAACAGAGGGAUUCCCCCCAGGGGUACGUUGGCCAGGGGCUGGUUGAAGAGGGCUGGGUUGGCCGCCCAGUCGCGGAGGGCCUUCUGCAGACGGCGCACGUGCAGUGGCUUGGUCGCCAUGCCGACCAGCGCCAUGAUUUCCAAGAACUCAUCCUCUGCAGCCUCACAGAGCUGCUGCACGUCGUCGCCACCCUGCUGGAUGAAGGUGUCGUAGUAGGCCAGCAGGUUGGCCCUCUGUAGCACCCGGUACAGUUGCAGCUCGCCCAGCGUGCGUGGCAGAGACAUGGCGCAGGACUGGAGGUGGGAAAGAAGGAACAGACCGGAGGAGAGUUACUCAAGAGUCUUAAGUUUUAAUAAAUGGCUUAUCAAUCAA